Molecule: messenger RNA, 2488 nt
Organism: Ipomoea nil (Japanese morning glory)
Lineage: Eukaryota; Viridiplantae; Streptophyta; Magnoliopsida; Solanales; Convolvulaceae
Product: pentatricopeptide repeat-containing protein At5g66631
Exons: 4
Coding region: 411-2378 (655 amino acids)
Molecular function (GO): protein binding
Source: RefSeq, a predicted model, not a curated record
CAUAACUGCAUCCGCUACUCCGCCAGCCAUCCGCCAGGACCGCCACCGCCAGCCAUCUCUGUUCGAACAGAGAGUCAGAGAGUAGAGACUCUGUUCGAGUGUUCUCACUUCGCAUCCGCCAUCCGCACUUCACAGGCCGCAGCCGCCACUCCGGCCAGCCGGCCUUCGUCCACGGCUCCGCAGCGAUGGCUCGGCUGCUCUCACGCUCUUCACUGGCGACGGAGUAAUAGUGUCAUGCAUCAACUUGCUGUGACUACUUAAUUUAUGGUUUUGGUUGCUGUAUUGUGUGGACUGUGGUUGCUGUUUACUGAAAUUGGGGAUCGUCCCCAGUGGAAUGUUUAUGAGGACGCUCAACAAGUUUAGCUUUGCUCUCUUUUGCUCGGGGUUUAGUCUGCGAUUGUGGCGGCUAUAUGUUUCUUGGCAGAUUCUAUAAGAUAAGUGGCUCAUUGAGCUAUUUAACUUUGCAACUUCGUCAUUUUUCAGGAUCCAGAAAUGUGAACAAGGUGGCCUUGUACCUAGAGAGGGCGAGGCUCAUUGAUUCUAUAAGACUCAGUCUUCGGUCAGAUUCUGCAAACUCUCUUUCCUCCCUCCUUAGAAGCCCUGCUUUGGACUCUUUUGUAGUCACGAAUGCUCUUCGUUCAGCGCCGUCUCCUGAUUCUGCACUGUUUUUCAUUGAAUCUCUAAAAGCAAUUCCUCAUUUUUCACACACUACAAACACCCUUUAUGCAUUGGCUAAGAUUCUUGCCAAAUCAGGGCUGACGGGUAAGCUUAGAGCUCUGAUCAAUGGUAUUAACACAGGCAAGUUCACCAAUGUUGUACGUGUAAGUUAUAUGGACCGUAUGCGCUGGUAUGCUGCUGCUGGAGACCUCGAUGAGGUUUAUAACGUUUGGGAUGAAUGGAGGGGAACCUUGCGGAAGCAUCCGUGUACAGAAUCUUACAACAUUGUAAUUGACCUCUGUGCUAAAAAGGGAAAGGACUCUGAUGCCGUGAGGGUUUUUGAUAGGAUGAUAAAUGAUGGGGCGCUUCCGAAUUCUAGGACAUAUACUGUUAUAAUUGAUCAUCUUGUCAAAUCUGGGAAGUUUGAUUCAGCCACGGAAGUUUUCCGGGUCUUGCCGCAGAUGAGGAUAAAGCGCACAUUGAAGCAGUAUUCUAUCAUGGUGGGAGCAUUCAUUAGCAAUGAUCAGUUAGAUGCUGUCAAAGAUUUAUUUGAUGAAAUGAGGGCUGAUGGAAUAUUGCCUGGUCGAGCUAUGCAAUGGUCAUUGCAGCGAAUGCAGGAGGCAGGCUAUGGUGAAAGUGUCGAUGAAUUGAUCAGAGAAAUGCUUCCAGAUGGGAGGAUUAAGAGUAUUGCAUGUUCCAUGGAUGCUAAUGAGGAUGAGGAUGAGGAUGAUAAUGAUGAUGGGGAGGAAGAAAAUUCUGACUGUGUUUCUGAAGAUGCUGGAGAUCGACUUCAAUUGAAGCCAUGGCUGGACCCUGCUGCUUUGACUAGUGCAUUGGAGGAUGCAAAAUUUGUGUGGACAACUCGGUUAGUCUGCAAGAUGAUCCAGAACUUUAACUCUGCAGAAACAGCAUGGCAAUUCUUUUGCUGGGUUGCUUAUCAACCGGGAUUUACUCAUGAUUGUUACACAAUGUCAAGGAUGAUUACCAAGUUGGCUCGUCAUGGCUGUGUCCAUUUAGUCGAUAAACUUUUGUCUAAGAUGGAAAGAGAGGGUUUUAGGUUGUCAUUUAGCACCCUUAGAUUAAUAAUUGAUUUCUAUGGGAUUUCUGGUAAUGGUGAUGCUGCUUUAAAGGUCUUCCGCAACGUAAAAACAAUCUGUGGCCCUAUUUCUAAAACCAGUCAGUUGGUUCUGUAUUCAUCUCUCUUGAGGACAUUAGCGAAGUGCAAAAGGAAUUCUGAUGUCAUUACAGUACUCGAAGAAAUGAUUCUACUCGGGAUUUCUCCAGAUAGGCAAACAUAUUCUGGAUUGAUGCACCAUUUUGCCCUUCAAGGGGAUAUAAAAACAGUGCAGAGACUCUUUGGAAUGGUUAGGCAGGGUGGGUUGGAGCCUGAUGGUUUUAUGUAUAAGGUUCUCAUCCAUGCUUAUUGCAAGUGUGAGAGGGCUUCUCUUGCACAUAGAAUUUUCGAGGAUAUGUUGAAUUGUGGGCAAUUGCCUGAUGUCACAACCAAAGACUUGCUCGUGAAGAGUCUCUGGAAAGAAGGCAAGCUCAGAGAGGCGGCUGCUGUGGAAGAGCGAAGCGAGGAGCUAAACGAUGCUCUUCCACUUGCUUUACCUGGGCAUAUGUUCACCAUGAACUCUUCAGACCUCAGAAGAGUCUAUGAGAUAUACUCUAAUAGUUUUGCAACAAUGAAUACUUUGGAUGUAUAUAUGGAUCAAGUAUAAAGAGCUAAACUCUUUAUUUCACCCUCUUUUAUGCAUGAGGUAGAGCCAAUAUGCUUACCUAUUGAGCAUUUCUUUGAGAUGAUUCAUGCUCAAUCAAGCGGCCAAAAUGA